GCGAGAUUUGGUGGCCCGGACGCAGCUGAGCAGCCUGGAGGCUGGAAGAGGCUGGAGCUGCAGAGAGUGAGCCGGGGACUUUAGGCCAUGGAUAAUGUUUUCAUCCAGCACAGCGUCAAGGUGCUCCAAGCGCUCAAUAAGCAGAGAGAAGAUGGCCGGUACUGCGAUGCCACACUCAUCGUGGGAGAUCUUCAGUUUAAAGCCCACUGGAGCAUCCUGGCUUGUAGCAGCCCCUUCUUCCAGAGCCUGUAUGGAGACGGCAGCUCCCCAAACAUUAUCCUUCAUGAACGGUUCUCUGAGAUCACGGGCCUCCUCCUGGAUUUCCUCUACACAGGAGAGCUGGCUCUGUCCCACCACAAUGUGGAGAAGGUCCUGUUAGCCUCCAAGGAGCUGGGCGUUUUUGAAGCCGUUGAGGUCUGCGAACGCUUCCAGCCCAAGUGUUUUGAACCCGUCGAUCAGACUGAAGUUUUUUUCCAACAACCUGGGCCAUUGGAAACCUUAAAUGGGCACUUGAAGGAGGCCGAGGAGUCGGAUGGAGAGGAGGGGCUUAAGGGAAUUUCGGAGCUCAGCAACGUAUUGGCAGACACUGAAGUCCCGUCGGGGCAAAGCAGUGAACAGGACAGCAGCCUUGGCCUGCUCCAAGGGACGGUGGAGAUUACCCCAUUUCAAGAAGUUGUUCUGAAGGACCCGGACAUGGGGGAGAGGAGGGAGUUUAAGAGGCAAAGGAGAGGGCAGAAGAACGAGCAGUGUAUUGGCAGCGAUGGAGACUGUAUAACGUGGGAGUUGGAGGUGGACCAGAUACAUGAUGUCAUAGCAGAUGGCUCAGAUUAUAUGGAGGAUGACCUGGAUGAAGACUUUGUUCUGGACCGGAAGAUACCAAGCUCCAAGAGAAGGUCCUGCGCACCAAAGAAGAUCAUUCCUUUGGAAUCCUCUACCAUUGACUCCUUGACUGAUGGAGAGCUGAAGAACAAGAAAAUUGCCAACUCUCCCGUAGAAUGCCCCAUAUGUCACAAGAAGUUCCUCAGCAAGUAUUACCUUAAAGUUCAUAACAGAAAGCACACAGGGGAAAAGCCUUUUGAAUGUAUGAAGUGCGGUAAAUGUUACUUCAGGAAGGAAAACCUAUUGGAACAUGAAGCCCGAAACUGUAUGAGCCGAACUGAACAGGUGUUUAAUUGCACGUCUUGUCACGAGGUGUUCAAAAGGAGGAUGGAGUUGCGGCUACAUAUGGUGUCCCACACUGGAGACAUGCCUUAUAAGUGUUCUACCUGUCCUCAGCAGUUCAUGCAGAAAAAGCAUCUGCAGAGCCACAUGAUCAAGAUGCAUGGAGAGCCCAAACCCCACGCUUGCCCUACCUGCGGGAAGUGUUUCUUCACACGGACAGAACUUCGGCUGCACGAAGCCUUCAAACACCGCGGAGAGAAGCUGUUUGUGUGCGAGGAGUGCGGUCACAGAGCCUCGAGCAGGAGCGGCCUACAGAUGCACAUCAAAGCCAAGCACAGAAACGAACGUCCAUUUGUAUGCGAGUUCUGCCACCACGCCUUCACCCAGAAAACCAACCUCAAUAUGCACCUGAAGACUCACACGGGUGAAAAGCCUUUCCAGUGCCAUCUGUGCGGGAAAACGUUCAGGACACAAGCCAGUCUACAUAAGCACAACCGGACGCACACAGGGGAACGGCCAUUCAGCUGCGAAUAUUGCGAUCAGCGAUUUACAGACAAAACUCCACUUCUGAGGCACGUGGCCAGCCGACACCAGGAGGGCAGACCCUACUUCUGCCAAGUCUGCGGCAAAACCUUUAAAGCGACCGAGCAGCUGCGCGUUCACGUGGCCAGACAUCGCGGCGUGAGAAAGUUUGAGUGCACAGAGUGCGGGUACAAGUUCACUCGGCAGGUGAGUGUAUUGAAGUCGGGUGAAGGAAGACAGACAAAAAAGAACUACAACCCUCGCCAAAGGAAACUCCGCAACCUGAUCAUAGAGGAGGAGAAGAACAUGGUCAUCGGCUUACAGAGCGCCCAGGAGCUGGAUGACGGCCCGACGGAAAUUAUAGUGGAGUCUAUUAACGCCACCACUCUGCCAGAUGAGGUCACCGACCAGAGACUGUGUUCAGAGGAUGGCUUCCCGGCCGAGGUCAUUGAACAGUCUAUAAUCAUCACCGCCACCGCCAUACCCAUCGAAGACUGUGAAACGUGAGGAGCCGCCAGAGCCCUCCAUUGUGGUAACUUUAUUUUUUUUUUUAUGUUAUUUAUAUUUAUUAGACUGUU
This is a messenger RNA of Nanorana parkeri, 2261 nucleotides long. It is a transcript of the gene ZBTB48, whose product is annotated as zinc finger and BTB domain containing 48. The record is from RefSeq and is a predicted model, not a curated record. Gene Ontology annotation, biological process: regulation of transcription by RNA polymerase II. The coding region runs from base 88 to 2190 and encodes 700 amino acids. Gene Ontology annotation, molecular function: RNA polymerase II cis-regulatory region sequence-specific DNA binding; protein binding; DNA-binding transcription factor activity. Lineage: Eukaryota; Metazoa; Chordata; Amphibia; Anura; Dicroglossidae. The transcript has 11 exons.